Pygocentrus nattereri (red-bellied piranha) is the source of this 1272-nucleotide messenger RNA. It is a transcript of the gene tmem106a, whose product is annotated as transmembrane protein 106A. Lineage: Eukaryota; Metazoa; Chordata; Actinopteri; Characiformes; Serrasalmidae. The transcript has 8 exons. The record is from RefSeq and is a predicted model, not a curated record. Bases 178 to 921 code for a protein of 247 amino acids.
UAAUUUAGUCUGCAAAGAAGGAAGUGAUUGGGGAUUCGGAGUCCACGCGCUUGGAAAGUAAGAUUGGUGUUUUUGCUGUGAAGGAAAAGAAGAAUUGUUUACCUAUGUGACCAGAAUUAAACCUGAAGGCUGACAGAAUAAGGCCAAAACGAUGUCACGUCCAGUGCUUUCUGAGUUAUGGUGAAACUAGCCCAGUUCCCUUCACUGAGCAAAGCACGCAUCAUGAAUGAAAACAAAGAAAAAGGGAAGCGGAGGCUGUCCAAGUGGCUGGACUACGGCAGCAUCAAUGGGGAAAGCCAGUGGGAUCCAUGCCCCACUUGCCAGGGGACAGGACGAAUACCGAGGGGUCAGGAGGCUCAACUGGUAGCUGUCAUUCCAUGCAGUGACCAAAGGCUGAAGCCUCGUCAUACGAAGCUCUAUGUGUGUAUAUCAGUUGUGCUGUGUCUCCUGGUCUGUUCCCUGAUCCUCUUUUUCCUGUUCCCACGGAGUGUGGACGUGUCCCCCGUGACCCUCCAGUCUUCACAGAUCUAUUUUGCACCAGACAAAGUUGAUAUGAUAAUCACAAACAAGCUAAAUCUCAGCAAUCACAACUUUGUUACCAUCCAAGUUCAAGAUCUCGAUCUGCAAGUCCUGAUAUAUGAGACUGUGGUUGGCAAAACCAAGACCUCUAAUGUGACUACAGUUAUCCCACGCUCACAGAAAACGUUGACUGUUGUAACCUCAAUAACCAUUGAUGAUCCUGGUCUCAAUACUUACUGCAGGUCAGCUUCCAUCCGGAUCCAUACUUUGUUUCUGCAUUUGCAAAUGACUAUAAAAGUGUCCUACUUAUCCCAUGCAGAACAGCUAUCCAUGGAUACAUAUGAGUAUAUCGAUUGUGGGGCAAAUUCUACAGUUCCUCAUUCAUUUCCACAGCUUCACUGACAUACUGAAUAAUGAAGGCAGUCAGCAAAAACCAAAGAAAAGACUGACCGCAAACACCAAAUCUGAGUUUAAAAGCAUACAAGUGCUCACAAUACAUCUUAUGUCUCUGUUCUUUUUGGUUUUAAUCAGUCGUGUGCUCUGUAGGUCUUUAAAGAGCACGAAUAUUUUUCCUUUUAACUGGACUACAGACUGUGUUUGUUGAGUAUUAGUGGAGUAUUAGCUGUGAAAGUGCCUGCCUCCUGCUGCACAUCAUGAAUACAAACGUUCUGUCUUAAUAGUUAUACACAUAAAAAUGAUAAUUUGUCAUGCUUGUUGAUUUGCACUUUACAAUAAAUUCUGUCUUUAAGUGAA